Molecule: messenger RNA, 729 nt
Organism: Macrosteles quadrilineatus (aster leafhopper)
Lineage: Eukaryota; Metazoa; Arthropoda; Insecta; Hemiptera; Cicadellidae
Product: peptidoglycan-recognition protein SB2-like
Exons: 4
Coding region: 66-650 (194 amino acids)
Biological process (GO): peptidoglycan catabolic process
Molecular function (GO): N-acetylmuramoyl-L-alanine amidase activity; zinc ion binding
Source: RefSeq, a predicted model, not a curated record
AUCCACAGCAAGACUGAGAAUCGUGCUAUUUUCAUUUUAGAGGAUACACCACUGCAACCUUUAUAAUGCAAACCCAACCAGAUAUCAGGAGACUUCUGUUUGACAGAAGGAUGAUAGACAUGGACAAUUACAUUGCAAAUUUGUAUACCACACCAAGAAGUGAAAUGUUCCCAAUACUAAGCAAGAUAAUCAAACGUGAAGAAUGGGGAGCGAUGCCUCCACGGAAACGCAAGGCACACAAGACUCCGGUGCAACACAUGGUGAUAACAUGGACGUAUACUGACCCCUGCGAGACGAAGGAAGAAUGUAUCAAAGCUGUCCAGGAAAUACAAAAAGAUCACUUAGAAAGGGGCGCGAACGACAUACAGUACAAUUUUCUAGUCGGUGGCGACGGAAAUAUUUAUGAAGGCCGAGGAUGGAAGUAUGCAACUCACUAUCCUAGAGAAACAAACCCAGACCAAUGGAAAGAAGUUUUUAAAAAUAACAGUAUUCAAGUCGCCUUCAUUAAUAGGCCAAGCAAUAAACCAACCUACAGUAUGCUGAAGGGGAUAGCAACAAUUUUUGCUAUCGGCGAAGAAGAAAAGUAUUUGGUUAAAAAUGUAAAAUAUUCCAGAAUAGCAUAUAAUGAAGUUAUGUCGUUUACGUUUUAAACAACACUCUUAGUAAUAUAACCUGUGUGCUGUUAUAGGUAUUGUUAUUAUAAAUAAUAUAAACGUUAUUUUAUCUUGA